UUUCAGGGUCGUUAUUUCACAUCAUUUAAAGUUCCAGAUGUCUACGGGGUUUUCCAAUUCAAAGUUGAGUACCAAAGACUUGGAUAUACAAGCUUAUCUCUAUCAAAGCAGAUUCCUGUCCGUCCCUUCAGACACAAUGAAUACGAAAGAUUUAUACCGGCAGCUUAUCCCUAUUAUGGAGCAGCAUUUUCAAUGAUGGCAGGUUUCUUCGUCUUCACUGUUGUCCAUCUUUACAGCAAGCCGACGUAAACCUUUUUUCAUCAAGUUAUUACAUCCUUAUUAAUGUCAAACCUAACUUGUGAGAUUGAAAAUUUUGAGUAGGCCAUGGUAUGAGCAGAUGCUUUAUAUCUAUUGUAGAUGCAUUACUGUUUCCUUAGUUUGGUCAUAUCAGCUAGCAAGUGAACUAUUUCUGUUUUAUUACAAGCAUUACCAUUUAACAUAUCUCAAUAUAUCUGAAAAACACGAUUAGCUUCCA
Molecule: messenger RNA, 475 nt
Organism: Neltuma alba
Lineage: Eukaryota; Viridiplantae; Streptophyta; Magnoliopsida; Fabales; Fabaceae
Product: dolichyl-diphosphooligosaccharide--protein glycosyltransferase 48 kDa subunit-like
Exons: 3
Cellular component (GO): oligosaccharyltransferase complex; endoplasmic reticulum membrane
Source: RefSeq, a predicted model, not a curated record